Molecule: messenger RNA, 2391 nt
Organism: Armigeres subalbatus
Lineage: Eukaryota; Metazoa; Arthropoda; Insecta; Diptera; Culicidae
Exons: 5
Coding region: 1-2391 (796 amino acids)
Molecular function (GO): nucleic acid binding; RNA-DNA hybrid ribonuclease activity
Source: RefSeq, a predicted model, not a curated record
AUGACGAGUGUUACAUUACCAUCAUCCACUGAUCUGGAACUUCUAAUCAGGGAUCAUCAGCCAACAAUUCUGGCUAUACAGGAAAUACAUCGAGCCACCAAGGCAUCAAUGAACAACUCUCUCGGAAAACGAUACCAGUGGAUCAUCAAAGAGAUGAAAAAUUCCUAUCAUUCGGUUGCAAUCGACGAUAUCGGCUAUCCGAUGCUACGACAUUUGGGCCCAAUCGGGAAGGCGGUCCUACUGGCCGCUAUCAACGCCGAAUGGAUAUCGGGAACUAUGCCGGAAUCAUGGAAACAAGCUCUGGUUGUUCCGAUAAAAAAAUCUGGUGCUCAAGGAAAUGCCCCUCAAGGGUACCGUCCCAUCUCGCUGACCAGUUGUACCUGCAAAAUCGCCGAACGUAUGGUGAACAGACGAUUAGUUGAAUAUCUCACCGCCAACCAAAAACUUGAUGACCGACAGCACGGGUUCCGCUCGGGAUUUGGUACCGGAUCUUACCUUGCAACCCUUGGCCACGCUUUAGAUGACGCCGUCAACACUGGUGAACACGCCGAACUCGCCUCCCUCGAUCUAGCAAAGGCUUACAACCGGGCCUGGAUGCCAGAUGUACUACGCAAAUUAGUCUCAUGGAAAGUACUAGUUGGUGAUCACCUUUCCGAUCGCAAAACUGAAGAAACUGGAGUUCCUCAAGGAUCCGUCAUCGCUGUUACUUUAUUUCUGAUUGCGAUGGAUGGCAUUUUCGGAAACAUUCCCAGAGGAAUUAGGAUCUUCCUCUAUGCAGAUGACAUACUUAUUCUGGUUACCGGACGACAUCCUAAAUCUGCCAGGAGGAAACUACAAUCAGCAGUUUCAGCGGUUUACCGUUGGGCUAACGCUGUCGGUUUCGACAUAGCGGUGGAAAAAUGCGUUAGAACACAUAUAUGUAAAGCAGCCCAUCGUCCACCUACCAAACCCAUCACCAUCAAUGGCUGCCCAAUUGCCACCCGUAAAACAUUUAAAGCCCUCGGGGUCACCCUGGACCGCAAUUUAAAUUUCCAGAACCAUUUUGACGGGGUGAAAAAGAGCUGCAAGACUAGGCUAAACCUUUUACGAAUUAUUUCAAGCAAAAAUACCCGAAGCGGUCGGUAUGCUAGACUGCGGGUGGCUGACGCCAUUAUUACCAGCCGACUAUUAUAUGGGGUCGAAAUUUCUUGUAGCGCCGAAGCUGAGAUGUUGAAACGACUUAGCCCGACAUACAAUCAGGCAAUUAGACUGUGCUCCGGUCUUCUUCCAUCCACUCCUGCCCUCUCCGCCUGCGUGGAGGCUGGAGUACUUCCGUUUAACUACCGAGUCCCAUUGGCUAUUGGAUCGAGAGCCAUUGGUUUCCUAGAAAAAUCCAGAUCGGACGGGUCGACGCCCUUCCUUCUUAGAGAGGCGAACCGAUCCGUAAGAACAGUGGCCGGUGCCACGCUCCCCCCGGUGGCAGGACUCCACCGGACCGGUCCUCGGAGCUGGCAGGCCAAACCUAUCCGGAUUGAUCACCAUUUUCAAAAGAUCUUUAAAAAAGGCGGUCAGCGCAUAACCAGAUCAACAUGCUACCCUAACGAUGCAACGAACAGUAAAGUCGUGGUCCAGCAAGCCUGGGCAGAACGUUCACAAUCCAAAUACCGCCUUGCAGAUAUCCGCUUCUCGGAUGCCUCUAAAGCCGGCGGAAAAGUCGGUAUUGGAGUCUCCAAACGAUGUGGCGACCAAAGCUUCAGCCUGCCAGACUGCGUGUCAAUAUUCUCAGCCGAGGCAGCUGCUGCUUUCCAAGCUGCCAUCAGCCUCUUCAGUGGCCGCACUUUGAUAGUCACAGACUCAGCCAGUGUUAUUGCGGCACUUAACUCCCCUACCAACCGUCACCCGUGGAUUCAAGCCAUCCAAGCCAUGGCAGAUAAUCUGGAAAACUGUCCCAUCACGUUCAUGUGGGUUCCAGGGCAUUGCAACGUACCCGGAAACGAGGCCGCCGAUGCUCUCGCGUAUAUUGGUCAUUCAAGCACCCGCCUCACAAGGAACGUUCCCGGCACCGAUGCCAAAACUUGGCUAAGAAACAUCAUAGAGGACGCUUGGGCUAACGAGUGGCAUAACAACCGAACGCUAUUCACCCGAAAAAUAAAAGGGAUAACGACUCCCUGGAAGGACCGAACCAAUCGAAGGGAGCAGGUGGUACUUUCCAGAUUACGGACUGGCCACACCAGAAUCUCACACAAUUUUGCUGGAGGUCCCAACUUUCGACAAAGCUGCGACACCUGCGGAGGGCCUAAUAGUGUGGAACACUUUCUCGCGGAAUGCCCAGUCUUCCAUCAAUCAAGAACAAAAUAUCAAAUCAACAGCAUUCGCGACGCCCUUAGAAACGAUGAAACCGGUAACACUUGA